UACUUUAUUUUCUUUCCUCGAUCAUCGUAGGUUAAAGUAAUCGUUGCUCAAGAUUACGAGAUUUCUGAGAUUCAAUGCAGUGGGGCUGGUUCAGCAGCCGAUCUUCUCACUGCAAAAAUCAGAAGACCGAUCGGCUUCAGAGGAGCUCCGCUAUUUGCCGACGAUAGAUCGGCCAAUCCUCUCAUCGACAUUCAUUGCCAGAUUAGACCGGAUCCUAAUGAUCCUCAAGAAGACAACUACUUUCUUAAAGUAACGGAUUUCUCACGAUGCGGUGUCCUCAAAAGAAACGGAUUUAUUCACUUACGGAUAUGGUUUCCGGCAUUCCCUGGAGUCGUAAUGCUAGCCGAUCAAGAAUUGAUCCUCAUGUGUCGUCCACCUGAGCCCACAUUGCUUAGGCACAAAGCUGCCGGUUUUGCUGGUACCUUUCCACAUGGUGCUAGAGUAUCCGGUGUAGUAGAGGAGACACCAGGUCGUCUAGAAUACGAAGUCGCUCUUUAUCGCGAAGCUACAGGUAAUCUAUCAGAAUCUAGCGGAUCCCAAACUGUCGAUCAGGCGGUACCAAUAGGCACAAAACUUCAGCUAAGAGCUCGUAUCAGCCCUGACAGUGCUUGGGGUUACAUCAAACUUUUGGAAGUAACGGUCAGUCCUGAUCCCGAUCAACCGCAUGCUUCAGGAAGCGUUAUCCUUGUUAAGGAUGGAUGUAGAAAUCGAGAUUUUGCCUCGAUCAUUCCCCAUCAACCGGCAAGGUAUCGUGAAAGAAAAAACGAGGUAUUUUUGGAUUUCGAAGCAUUUUUGCUUAGUUCUAUGCGAGAACGUUCUACAUUGUGGAUACAUUCGCAAAUAAAAGCUUGUAUGGAACCACAAGAUUGUCAACCGGAUUUCUGUCUGGACCUUUUCGAGCCGUCGGGUCAUGGCAAACGAAAAAAACGAAAUAUCAACGAAGAAAUCAACGGAGAAUUCUUGCCUAAAGUUGAACGUCUCAUCAAAAGUUACAAUGACUCAACGCCUUUUACAAAAUUCAAGGAAAACAUUGAAUAUACCGUCAUGAUGCCAGAUGAUAUUUACAACAAAGUUGCAACCGGUCUGGAAGGUAGUUGCGGUGGUUUUUUUUAUGUGGCAACUGGUUUAGGUGUAUUAUUGGUCCUAUCGGCCUUUAUUAUGUGUUAUUUGGCCUCUCGUCUGCAUAAUUUAUCUUCAUCUAUCUCACAAAAUAAGUCCAUCGAUGAGUUGGUACGAGAUAGAGCGAGAAAAUACUGUGACACAACGUCAAGAUACACUGGACGAUCUACCGUACAAUAAUAUGUAUAAAUCGAUUUAUUUGCAUUCAAUAACGUUUAAAAGCAAAACAGAAAAAAAUAAGCAUGACGUGAAAACGUUUAAAAUCGAACGAUGAACACUUAACAUUU
Molecule: messenger RNA, 1406 nt
Organism: Polistes canadensis
Lineage: Eukaryota; Metazoa; Arthropoda; Insecta; Hymenoptera; Vespidae
Exons: 5
Coding region: 337-1299 (320 amino acids)
Source: RefSeq, a predicted model, not a curated record